AUUGAAAGGGAAGACAACCAAAAAAGGGCUCCCUGAGAGAAUUUCAGCCUGUCAUCUUUGCCAUUCUCCAGUUUAGCAUGGAUACAGACCAACCUGAAAGUCAUCAGAUCAACGAAGCAAACUGUCCUCUCGGUACAAACGCCAGGGACGGUCUCCUCAUCACUUUGGAGAAGGGCUCUCAAGAAAAAAGGGGCUGUGGAUUAGCAUUUGGCAACAGAGAAGAAGGGAAGUGCAGGACAGAAGAAAUCAAGGAGGAGGACAAGAAGGGGAACAGAAGUGUCGUCAGAGAGCAGAAGGAGAAGGUUGUGGAAGUACUGAAAGAGCUGAAUGUUUCAGAGUAUAAAACUACAUCCUGUUCAGAAUCCGAUAGCAUUUUCUUGAGCGUUGGGGAAGACAUGGAGGACCUCCUGGACAGAGUGACCAAAAUCAUUCCAAAGCUGGACGCCGCAGUGCUCCGGUUAUCCACGCACGAGGAGUCGGCUGCCGCCUUUCAGGAACCCAGAGACGAGGACGUUCCAGAUCAAACGGAAGACGUCAGGAAUCAGCAAUCUGAAUAUAAUCUGGAUCUUAGAGAAGAAGUUCAAGAUGCUCAAGAUGAAGAAAACACCCUGGACUCGGGAUUCAACAGUUCAAACUGCAGCACGGAGAAAGAGACCGAAGAGAAAACCAGUGUCAGAGGUCAAGAGAAGGAUUUUUGCAAUCAGGAAGCAGAGGAGAAAGACAGAGAGAAUAAAACUAAGUGGAGAACAGAAGAUAAAUGGAUUACAACAUGGUGA
Molecule: messenger RNA, 776 nt
Organism: Poecilia reticulata (guppy)
Lineage: Eukaryota; Metazoa; Chordata; Actinopteri; Cyprinodontiformes; Poeciliidae
Source: RefSeq, a predicted model, not a curated record